Styela clava is the source of this 1368-nucleotide messenger RNA. The record is from RefSeq and is a predicted model, not a curated record. NCBI's taxonomy places the organism in Eukaryota, Metazoa, Chordata, Ascidiacea, Stolidobranchia, Styelidae.
AUAAAAUAUGGAUAUGAAUGGAUCAUUGAAAACCAGGAAAAGGUCGUAUUUUUCUUUGAUGGAUUAGAUCAGGCGACUUGGUCUCUUGGCGGACAUCAUCGCAAGAUAAAUCACAAGGAUAAGGCCAGUACAGCAACGGUGAUGUACAACGUUAUCACUAGUCAUCUUUUUCCCAGAGUUCAAAUUGUCAUCUCCUCUCGCGAGCAUUGCAUAGCUUCUCUCACUGUGGACCUUCGACCCCAGCUUAUCUACGCGUUAGUAGGUUUGAGCCCAGAUGAUGUCAAGAGAUUAUUCAUUGCACUCCUUGGUGAAAUCGGCCAACAUCAAUGGGAUCGGUUGUGUUCAACCUCUCCUGCAAUUAUCCCUCUGUCUUCAGUCCCAGUAUUUUUAAUAUACAACGCCAUCGUUCAGAAGUUUAAUCCGGAAAAUCCACCUGAUACCAUGACAGGAGUUAUGUUUGAGAUCCUUGAUAUUCUUCUGCAAUCUCAGCAUGUCAGAGAUAAGCAGGUUCUGCACAAGUUGAAAGAAAUGGCUUUUCGAGCAAUUAGCGAAGGACGAGUCGUCUUUACAAAAGAUGAAUUACUGAAGUUUGGAUUAGAUCCGGAUUCGAUUCAAGACCUGGAUAUCAAAGUUCCAGGCCGCACAAGGGCGAGUCAUUGCCUGCUUGAAGGAACCCAACAAAUAUAUUUCUCACACCAAGUAAUUGAAGAAAACCUUGCCGCCAUGUUCGUGUCAGAAAUUAGAGUUGAAGAUUUCGAAGAAUUCGUGAAAGGGUUCAUUCAUCAAGAUCAUUGGUCGAUUGUUCGCAAAUUCUUGUGUGGAAUUCUUCUCAACCCAGAUUUGGCAAUUGAUUGGGCUCCACAAAUGCUUCAAAUUAAAGACAAGAAGGCAAAAGAAGAAAUACUGAGACAUAGCAUGAAUGAACAACUGAAGGAAACAAACGAUUCAACCGCUUUGAUGGAAUUGUUCGGAGCUUUGUACGAGUCGAAUGACGCUGAAUUGAUUCGAUCCCACGUUCAUGAUAUUGAUUUCAAGGAAGCAACAAUCAACCCCAGUGGAAUGCUGGCAAUAUCGUCAGUUAUGCGUCGAAGUGGAAAUCUAAAUCUUCUGCGUUUUUCCUAUUGCAAUCUCACCACAGAGAUAUUUGAUAUCAUGAUGUCAAAUCUGAAGAAUUCCCAGCUAAAGGUCAAGAAAUUUAUCUUGAGCAACAGAUUCAAUGCUGAAUUAUUCGCUUCUGUUACAAAAUUCACGGAAUCUUAUGUUGAUGAAAUCGUGUUGGAGAUGUGCGUAGAAGAGAAUGAAUUUGGAAUCAUCAGUAGAAGCGUUAUUUCUAAGAAAGUUAUCACAGUGAAUGCUGAUUACACUUGA